AUGAUUUUAGUCGAUGGGGAAAAGUAUGCCUGUGAACAAUGUAUCAGGGGGCAUCGAUCAUCUACUUGCAAGCAUAUAAAGCGGAGACUUGUUCUUGUCCGAUCAAGAGGACGACCUAUCACUGAUUCGUCACAGAGGAUUGCUAUAACGGCCGAAGAAGUUUCAAAAACUAAUAUAACUAUAUGUGAUGGCAAGUCCGAAAGGAGGAAAAAGUCGCCGGAUAAGAAAAAGCAUAGUUGCCAAGAAGAGGAUAGAUUCUGUCGACGAACUAAAUGCUCAUGUUGUGCUCGAGCUUCCUUAACAAGUUCACAUUCAAGUUCUUCCACAUCAUCUCUUACAACGGUAUCGGGGCAUACUUCGAAUUCAUCCGCUACAUCAAGUACGACUUGUGGUUGUGAAGCUAAAUGUACACCAGUUGAGCGUAAAAAUUCCAUUUUUGUCCUCAAAGCUUCCAGGAGAAGGAUCUAUAAUGUUGACAAGACAUCACUCAAACUUUUAGAACCAGUUGCUGAAAUUCCCAAUAAUCGUGUUGGUCUGGAAAUGAUGCACAAUACUUCAAGGAUUAAAAAGCAUGGACGGACGAGCUGCCGAAGCAAAACUUUUACAACGGGUGAGUUACUUUUAAACUUUCAAGGUUGUGGCAGCGCAAGAACUGGAAGCUGCUGCUCAAACUCUAAAAAAUGUCCAAAAAUGAAGUAUUCAUGUUCCUGCUUCCCACAGGAAAAGCACACAAAAUCAAAUACUUGUUCAACCGUCAGUGUAAAAGCAGACAAUAUCGCCAAGACUAAGAGUUCCACUGCUAAACAAAAGCAAAUGUAUGAUCUCUUUCUUGCAGAUAUGUGUACCUUACCGGGCACAUGUUCCUGUGAUCCAAUCGAUUGUAAAUGCACUGAUUGCAUUGAACAUAAUGGUAUUACAAAAGAUUCCUUAAAGCAGAAGCUGAAUUGUAAAUUACCUUCGCAGGAAAGUUCUAUUCUCCAGGUUGGGCGACCUUGUUUUGAUGCAAAAGAUGCAGGAAAACCGUUGGAUGUUAAUUUAUUUAACCAAAGUCCAAAAGAUACUUCAACAUUUCCAGGGGAGGGAGUUAUCUCAUUUGGCCAAGUUGGAGUACAGCCUGCUGUCGAUCAACCCACGUGCCGCAAAGGCUUAAAUUUGGGUGAUUAUCCCAUUUCACAGGCUCCACAAAAGUCUGAUUUUAAGAAAACAAGUACCGCUUUGGGAGAAGUUGGUGUAAAGCAGCUCAGCGUACCAUUCAUAGACAAUUCGCCGGAAAGUAGUGUUUCCAGUUCUUCUGUUCCAGAAUGUCUUUGUGAGCCAAGUGAAUGUGCUUGCUAUAACUGCGAAAAGCAUGGAAUUGUUGACGGAGUUCGUAUGGCAGAUGGUGUUAGAGUGUCCUGUUUGAAUGAAUUCCCUAUAGAAAUGCAGCUAGCGUAUUCGAUGCCAAACUAUGCAUCUCAGUUGGAAAAGAAAUCCCAUAAUUCAACUACUGCCCAAACGACAAGUUCUAGUGAUGGUCAUUCUUAUGAUUUUAUGGUUCGGACAGAAGCAUUUCCUGGCUAUGAAUCAGGUUUGACGCAUAAUGGUAUUCCCCAAAAAGCAAAGUCUGUCCCAGUCGAUGAUGUCACACAACCGACUUCAGGUGAAAGUUUGGUUCAGUCUGAGAAUCGAAAUGCAAAUGAUGCGGGCACAUUUGCCGAACCUAAAAUGGGUGAAAUUAUGAUUGAUUUCUCGGACUUUGAUGCCACUUGUAAUUGCGCCGAUGGUGAAUGCACAUGCACGAACUGUUUCAAGCAUGGCCGAUUUGGAAAUGUGGAUAUUGUAUGA
This is a messenger RNA of Brettanomyces bruxellensis, 1824 nucleotides long. RefSeq lists its product as uncharacterized. The record is from RefSeq and is a predicted model, not a curated record. The transcript has a single exon. Gene Ontology annotation, cellular component: nucleus. Gene Ontology annotation, biological process: regulation of DNA-templated transcription. Lineage: Eukaryota; Fungi; Ascomycota; Pichiomycetes; Pichiales; Pichiaceae. Bases 1 to 1824 code for a protein of 607 amino acids. Gene Ontology annotation, molecular function: DNA binding; DNA-binding transcription factor activity; copper ion binding.